GCCUCUCAAUCAGAAUUGCCUCUAUCUCAAGCGCCUGCAUACUUUUGUGGGUGCUUGAGACAACCGGCGCCUCUACUCCCUCGGGUGGCGGUUGUCUGCCCUCGCCACCACCACCACCCUAAGAAAACAGAGUCCCAUCUUCUCUACUGCUAUUCUUUGGCGGAUCCACAAACCGUUCUUCCAUAUCACGACCCUUUUUGAAGCCCAAUAUUCCGAAGAUGUUUUCUGUAUCCUGGACAAUAGGAAUCCCACCCUUUGAAGGUUUGUCAAUUCAGGAACCAUUUCCGGACCCCACUUCAAUUCCUCAACAGGGUACAGGAAUUGGGAGUUCUAAUUAUCCUUUUGAGUAUGGCGGUAUUCGGGAUAUGAAGAAUGAUCCCAACACCGGAAAUUCUCAAGCCGGACCUUCCGAUAUUCAUGUAGAAUCAAGCCAUGGAAAUCAAACUAAUUACUUUCACGCUGGAAGUUCAAAUUAUGAGGAUUCUAUACUUCUUUCUGAAUGGCCCCCAACACCGAUCCCCUUUGGUUGUAGUUGCUCCCAAGUCCUCCGAGAAAUAAUUCAUACAAAUGGCAACGAAUUUACAACCCUUGAAAUACAUGGCAGAUUGGGGAUGAUCUCUCAUGCUGUUCUCGAAGUUCAACUAAUUAUGGAGACGCUUUCUCCAGCUAUCACCAUCAAAUGUUUGAUCUUCUACGAAGACUUAUGUGUUGGAUUCUUUUGGGCUGAAAACCAGUACUGUGAAGAGUUCAACCCACCACCUUCCUCGAAUUCAGAGGAACUUCAAGGGAACAACAAAGCAGGCAAUGAUAAUGAGCAACUAAGGGUCCCUAAGACCAAUCUAUCCGAGCAGCGACAAAGGACUGGAAAAAUCACACUGAAGGAAAUAGGAAACUAUUUUCAUCUUCCUAUUGAAGAGGCAGCGAAGAAGAUGAGGUUAUGCCCUACCGUGGUGAAGAAGAUAUGCCGCAGAGAUGGUCUGGCUAGAUGGCCUCACAGAAAGAUUAAAAGCAUGGAGAGGCAAAUAUCAUAUUGGGCUGGACUUUUAAGUUCAAAUGAUCCGCAGGAAAGUGCUCGAGCACAGAAUGAGAUCCUUAGACUUCAACACGAAAUCGAGAAUAUUUGUCAAGGAGCAGUAGGUAGUAGAUGAUGGUGAUAAAGGGUGUUCCUAAGUGUUCUUUUUAUUAAUUAAGGGUUUUCCUAAGUGUUAUGUAUAUAUAUAUAUUUGGGUGUUGAUUUGUAAUGAUCUUGGAAACUAUAUUCUUAUAAUUGAUAAAAUCGUUUUCUUUUU
Rubroshorea leprosula is the source of this 1289-nucleotide messenger RNA. NCBI's taxonomy places the organism in Eukaryota, Viridiplantae, Streptophyta, Magnoliopsida, Malvales, Dipterocarpaceae. The record is from the annotation of a GenBank genome assembly.